Penicillium mononematosum is the source of this 711-nucleotide messenger RNA. RefSeq lists its product as uncharacterized. The record is from RefSeq and is a predicted model, not a curated record. Bases 1 to 711 code for a protein of 236 amino acids. NCBI's taxonomy places the organism in Eukaryota, Fungi, Ascomycota, Eurotiomycetes, Eurotiales, Aspergillaceae. The transcript is spliced from 2 exons.
AUGGCAUUUGAGAUUUGCAAGAUCCACUUGUCUUCAUACUUCAAAGAGUUGAAUAUCUCAACUGCGAUUCAUGCAUCGACAGCCAACUGCGGUACUGGCUGUGGAUUGAUAUCCGAUACACAGCCAGAGCUCCAAGGGAGUACAGGCAGUUGCCAAGCAGUUGCCAAUGAUUUCACAGUCGAGUAUUUCCCAGACAAGCCCUGCGAUAUCUCUAUUAAUCAAUGCACCCCACAUAUAGGGAAUAUCAAUGUCAGACUUACAGCUUGCCUGAACACUAUACAAAAGUGGCAGUUCUUGGGGAUUUGCAAAUAUCCGCCACAAGCUCCAUUGGUUGCCAAGCUCCAGGAAGCAAGUCUUUACCACAGAACUAAUGUCACUGACAGACACCUCGGCGAGCACAAUCCCGGAGGUAUGCAAUCACCUCCCGUCGGCAAGCUGUCGCAACCCCAGAAACCGUGGACUUCCAAGGGCGCACACAACACGGUACACAGCUAUAUGUGCCCGAUAUCUUGUGAUGAAUACCACAAAACUAUGAAACUGGAGCGUUGCGAGUGUUGUUAUCGGCGAAAACAUGUCGCGGCUGCCGAUCGAUGCCUAAGGCUGGAAAGUGGGACUCCGCCGCCUUUGACUUCAAGACUUUCCAUUGCCUGGGUAUAUGUGCCUAGAAGUUCAUCAGUCCACGUUCAAAGAGACCUCAAUCGCCAAAUAUAA